Mercenaria mercenaria is the source of this 2391-nucleotide messenger RNA. RefSeq lists its product as uncharacterized. NCBI's taxonomy places the organism in Eukaryota, Metazoa, Mollusca, Bivalvia, Venerida, Veneridae. The transcript has 2 exons. The coding region runs from base 232 to 606 and encodes 124 amino acids. The record is from RefSeq and is a predicted model, not a curated record.
AAUGACAGAGUAUAUGAAAGCUGUCUGGCCGCCUGACAUGUCUGGUAAAAAUUCAAGGCGGUCUGUCUUGUAAAGAUGUUUGAAAUUUUACAUCGAAUAAAGAAGGAAAUAUUUAUUCGGUCUCCUAAAGCGUGAAAUUCUUUUAAAAUGACUAUGACCUAUAAUUGUGUCGGUGCGACGCUAAACACAACAGAAUAAAUAAAUUCAAAAUGACUACAAUAACCAUAUUACAUGUACAUUAAAACCAACAUUAUUCCAGGAGAGUAUGUUAUGCAGUUCGGGAAGUACCGAGGACAGAAUUUUAGAUGGGCUUUGGAGAAUGUUCCAGGAUAUGUUGGCUGGAUUGUGAAUCAGAUAAUCAAGGACGAGGGGAAAGAAGACACAUCCAGCCAACACCAGAAAAACAACAAAGCGGCUUUGAAGAAUUACGUCCUGAUGUUUGAAGAGGGGAAGCGAAUUGUUGAAGCGAAAGCUAGUGAACCACGGAAACGUAUAGCUUGGAAGUCACUUCUUGUUGGUCGGCCACUAUCCCCAGAACAAAUACGGAAGAAAUACAAAAUGCUGACUUCUCCACCAAAGUUUACACCAAAUAAGUACUAUUUGUAACAUGUUAACCUUAUAUGUAUAGUAUGACUCGCUUAAUGGCAGAGUAAGAGGUUGUUAAGAGGUAUUGUAAGCGUUUGUCCAUAUGUAUGGUAUGGUGUCUAAUACAUUGUUUGUCAUACAUGUAUAUCAUUCAAAUUGCCCCAUGAACACUAGAGUUAGCACAGUGCUAUGUGGUAGUCAUGAUUUAGAGUCCUGUGAAUUGUUAUACAUUGUGGACUCCUAGUGCUUAAAACACAAUUUCUAUUGUAAGUCUGAAUCCCUGAUGGCAUUACUUGACCAUUAUAAAACAAUUCCUAUCAUUAUCAUGAAUGAGUAUUAUUAUAGAUGUAAAUUUUAAGGCAAUAGAAAUUCCUGAUAAAGCCAAUUAUUAUCCCCCCGCCAAAGGCGAAGGGGAUAUAAGAAAUGCUCUCCGUCCGUCCGUCCGCAACGACCUUUGUCCGGAGCAUAACUCCAAAAGUACUGGAGGGAUUUUCUUCAAACUUCAUACACUGAUAGAACACAUUGGGAGGAAGUGCAGUGUGCAAGAACAAUAACUCUUCCUUGCCUAUUUUUUGAGUUAUUCCCCUUUAUCAUAUUUUCUUAAAAAAAUUUUGUCCGGAGCAUAUCUUCUUCAUGCAUGGAAGGAUUUUGAUAUAUCUUGGCACAAAUGUUCACCACCACAAGGCGGAGUGUCAUGCGCAAGAACCAGGUCCCUAGGUCUAAGGUCAAGGUCACACUUAGACGUCAAAGGAUACAAGAAUGAAAACCUUGUCCGGAGCAUUUCUUCUUCAUGCAUAGAGGGAUUUUGAUAUAACUUGGCACAAAUGUUCACCACCACGAGACGGAGUGUCAUGCGCAAGAUCCAGGUCCCUAGGUCUAAGGUCAAGGUCACGCUUGGAGGCCAAAGGUCAGAUACAAGAAUGACUUUGUCCGAAGCAUUUUUUCUUCAUGCAUGGAGGGAUUUUGAUGUAACUUGGCACAAUUAUACACCAUCAUGAGACGAAGUGUCAUGCGCAGUUCCCUUCUUUAGAAUUACUUCCCUUUGUUGUUACUUUAAAUAGCUUUUACUUAUUAAAUAAACUUAUAAUGAAGUGCAUACACAAAGUCCUGCAAGAAUGAAACUGCAAGAGAGUUUUUAAAAGCCAUGGCAGUGUACUUAAAGCCCCAGUACCACAUGCAAUUGUAGAUUGUGACCAUAGUACGCAGUUCUGAAUUCCAUACAGUGCAGUUUGAAUAAUAAAAUCUGAACUUUUACAGACAUAACUUACCUUAAUGUAUAUAAAAUCAUUGUGUUCCUUGAGUAAUUGCUUAAUAUGUGUCCACUACAUGUAAAAGGUAACUUUUGAAAGGCUCAGUGACUCAUCACUACCUAAAAGGGUGUCAGAGUUGUUUUACUGCCAUUCCGUUUGUAAGUUAAUGCAAUGUAGCUCUGACUUUGAAUGUACAGACAUGUUUUAUAAACCUAAUACUAAAAAGAAACCACUGCCAAUUUUACAGAUAUCCCAAGAAGAAAGGAGAAAGACAUGGGUGAUGAUGAACUGUUGGCAUGUGUUGAGGAAAUUGAAGCAGGCACACGUGGUUAGUACUACAGUUGUUUUAAAUGAUAUACUCAUGCUCUGUUAAAAAAAGGGUAUGCUUGAAGCUGAAAAGAAUAAGCAAAAUUGUGUUUCAGAACUUUAAUUGUUUGAUAUUAAGUGGAACAUUGUACAACCACCUUAUUAUUGUGGUAAGAUGAGGCAAUUCAGUCAGUGAGAUCUGUCACUGAUGCAUGGUUGUGGGUUCGAACCCUGCUACAGACCACUUGAU